Messenger RNA from Myotis brandtii (Brandt's bat), 565 nucleotides. Its product is annotated as RNA-binding protein 7. NCBI's taxonomy places the organism in Eukaryota, Metazoa, Chordata, Mammalia, Chiroptera, Vespertilionidae. Bases 98 to 565 code for a protein of 155 amino acids. The record is from RefSeq and is a predicted model, not a curated record. The transcript is spliced from 2 exons.
GCGGCGGCGGUGGAUUGCACUCUCUUUGUGGGCAACCUAGAAACUAAAGUGACCCAGGAGCUCCUUUUCGAGCUUUUCCACCAGACAUGAAAGGACUAUGGAUAACAUGACUCCAUCACCACAGAUAAUUCAGAGAUCUUUCUCUUCUCCAGAAAAUUUUCAGAAACAAGCAGUGAUGAACAACGUUUUGAGACAGAUGUCAUAUGGCGGGAAAUUUGGUUCUCCACAUCUUGAUCAAUCAGGAUUUUCCCCAUCAGUUCAGUCACAUAAUCAUAGUUAUAACCAGUCUUCAAGCUCCCAGUGGCGUCAAGAUACACCAUCAUCACUGCGUAAAGCCAGGCAGAGUUCUCAUCCCUACCUAGCAGACAGACACUAUAGCCGUGAGCAGCAUUACAGAGGACACAGAGUUGAUUACUUCUAUGAAGACAGGAAUCACAAUGGCUGGAGCCAUGACCACGAUAACAGGAGAGACAGCAGUAGAGCUGGAAAGUGGCAUUCAUCUCGAAACCAACAAGUGUUCAAAGGACAUUGUUUUUAUAGGGUCAUCCUAGGCCCUUCGGGCUGA